Molecule: messenger RNA, 795 nt
Organism: Entamoeba invadens IP1
Lineage: Eukaryota; Evosea; Mastigamoebida; Endamoebidae
Exons: 1
Coding region: 1-795 (264 amino acids)
Source: RefSeq, a predicted model, not a curated record
AUGGGGAAUAGUAAUGCCAUGUCUCAAUCAGUAGUGUCGAAACGACAAAAGAGUUUACCGUUGGAAAUACCGGUACUAUUAAAUAAAGACUACUCAUCAAGUUCACCAAGAAGUCCUUCACUCUCAAAAUUGAAAAGUCCUAAAAGCCCAUUGAAAGGCUUUUUAAAGAUUUCUUCCGCUCAGUCAACACCAAGAGAUUCAUGUUCACUUGUUUUGUUUCCAAUGUGUCGAAGCGGAGAUAUGUUCGACUCUCAAACCUUAAAACAUAAAACUCAAAGAAUAAAACCAGUCAAUUUUAUUGAAACUAUUCAACAGUGGACGUCUCUCACAAAAAUCACUCCUCUUUUUAACUCUGAUGAGGACUCUCUUUCCGCCAAAAAUCUCAAUGCGUCAAUCUGUUGUCACAAAAACGUUUGCAUUGUCAUCAAAACUGAAGAUAACGAUUUGAUUGGAUGUUUUCAUCAAGACGUCAUUCUGCCAAGUAAACAAAACGUCAAUCAAAAAAGCUGUUCAAACGAAUUUUUCAUCUUUUCGUAUAACAAAAACUUCUCACAAAAAAUGGAAAUGAAAGAAAAAGGAAAAAAUCAUUCAAUCACAAUCCACAAAAAUUCCGAAACAAAUUUCGUUUUUUCGGUGUACUCCGCUUUUUGGAUCCUUUCAGACGGAACUAUUAAUAUUCACCCCGCUUUAAAAUCAGUCUUUAAAAUUCCAAAAAAUGUCGUCGAUCCACUCAUCAAAAACUCUUUUGUUAAAUCAACAAAAAUUACCAAUCUCAUGGCUUUUGAGAUGGAAUAG